AUGCUGUCGUUGUUACUCUUGUUCUUAGCAAAUGCUCCAGCAAUAUUAGCACGACAGUCUGUAUUUUCAUGUCCAUUAAGUCCAGGACUAUCAGGCCUACCAGGAGUGAUACCUGGCUAUGCUGGGAUUGGAGAAGUGUAGGUUUAUAAAUACUUAAAUGCUUAGCUUUUCUUAGGUUUUUACUUACUGAUUUUGAUUUUUAUAAUUUGUAUUGUACGACUUACAUAAGUAACUUAAAGUAUGUCAUAUUAAAAUAUACAUAAAAGUAUACCAGUAACACAGUAUACGUAUUUUACAAUAUUGUUUUAGCUGUGGAUCAGGAUCAUUUUUACAUUACUGGAUUUGUUGUGAAGAUUAUCCCUUCGAAUGUUGUUUCCAGUUUGAAACAUGGGCGAUGUAAGUAACUUUUUUAAAAUUAAAAAUAAAAAGUUGAUGUAGCAGUCAUAUACUUGAAAGGAGCCAGAUCGGGCUUGCACAUGUGGAUCCAAGGGCCGGGUCUUAAACUAAAGCCUGGCCCUUUUAUAGGUCUAAGUGCAACUCCAUAGUAAGGUUUAUUGUUCUGCUCCUUUAAACUUUAAAACAGAACGACGCUGGAACCAAGGUUGGAACUCUUAAAAAUUGAUGAGAAAUUCCAUUUUUAAUACUAUUUAUAUAACUAUUUUUAAAAACGCUAUUGACAAACUUUUCUUAGAGUACUGUUCGCCGUGAUACUUGUUCUUCUGGUUGGUGCAGGAUUGUUUGCGUUGGGUCGAUUAAUUGCUACAAGAUAUUAA
Bursaphelenchus okinawaensis is the source of this 773-nucleotide messenger RNA. NCBI's taxonomy places the organism in Eukaryota, Metazoa, Nematoda, Chromadorea, Rhabditida, Aphelenchoididae. The record is from the annotation of a GenBank genome assembly.